UGUAAUGCGCAUUAGCAAAGAAACAGCGUCACCGUGAAUGAGCAUGGAAUUUAAUAGAGAAGAAGACGGAGGAGGGGGAGGAGUUUGUGUGCCAUAUCUACACGAUAAAACUGUAUGUGCUUUGGAUGAUUACACAUAUAACGUUAGAGGUAUUGAACAUGGGAUGCGGUGCAGACGCAUCUUCUUUUUUGGAUCUAAGCACUGGGAUCACAUCUUCAAGACUGGAAGUUAAUGGGGUAAAUUUACAUUAUCAGCGCACUGGAUGGGGAAAACAUGCAGUUCUGCUACUUCCUGGUGUCUUAGGAAGCAGUCAGACAGACUUUGCCCCUCAGCUUACAUAUCUGAAUAAGGAGCUUUUCACUAUUGUGGCAUGGGAUCCUCGGGGGUAUGGUCGUUCAAUCCCACCUAAUCGAGAUUUUCCUCCAGACUUUUAUGAAAGAGAUGCAAAAGAUGCUGUAGAUCUAAUGAAGGCACUCAAAUUUGAGAGAUUCUCUCUGCUAGGAUGGAGCGAUGGUGGCAUAACUGCACUUAUUGCAGCAGGAACAUACCCAUCACAUAUCCAUAAGCUUGUUGUCUGGGGGGCUAACGCAUAUGUUACCGAUGAAGAUGUAAAACUUUAUGAAGCUGUGAGAGAUGUAUCAAACUGGAGUGAGAACAUGAGAAAGCCCUUGGAGAAUCUGUAUGGAAAGAAGUAUUUAGCAAAGACUUUUACAGAAUGGGUUGACGCAGUCUAUCAAUUCACCAGUCGUCUGGAUGGUAAUAUUUGUCGACAUCUGCUUCCCUUGAUUAAGUGUCCAACUUUGAUAAUACAUGGGAAUAAGGAUGCAAUGAUACCGCCGGUUCACCCACAGUUUUUACACAAACAAAUCAAAGGCUCAAGGUUGCAUCUUAUUCCAGAUGGGAAUCACAAUCUUCAUUUGCGCUAUGCAGAAGAAUUUAACAAAUUGGUAGAACAUUUCCUAUGUCAAUCUGAAAAAAAAUCUAUAAAUUAAAGAAACAUAAUACUCAA
Molecule: messenger RNA, 1009 nt
Organism: Bombina bombina (fire-bellied toad)
Lineage: Eukaryota; Metazoa; Chordata; Amphibia; Anura; Bombinatoridae
Product: valacyclovir hydrolase-like
Exons: 7
Coding region: 126-992 (288 amino acids)
Source: RefSeq, a predicted model, not a curated record